AUAAUUAUUUACAUUUACUUGGUAAUUUUUAAUUUUCCAAUAUAUUUGUGCAAUAUUUCGAACUGGAAAUUGGAGUAAAUUUCAAUAAAAUAAUAUUUGUUAAUGUAUGAUUAUAUCGUCGCUACUAAAAGUAAAUUAAAUCGCUGUUCUGUUCAACCGUUCAAGAGGAUUUAAAAUUCUCUUCUUAUCAGACAGACCAUGUAAUAUUCUAUUUAUACAGAUAACGAUUAUCACUCCAAGCACUGAAAUGAUUAAAGUAUUUCAUCAGUAUCGUUGGAGUCACCGUACGUUUCAGAAAAUGAGUAAUCGAGUCAAUUCUAUAGUACGGCGGAGCGUACCUUGUUACUUUUGUAACGAUUUUUUCGAAGAGAAAUAUCUAUACGAUCACGUGAAACAUUGCGGAUCGGUUUUAGAAGAAUGUUCUUUCAAAUGUGGAGUUUACGUACCUCGAAAAAAUAUGGAAGAUCAUCGAAAAACAUGCAGAAAUUUUACGAAAGAGAAUAAUGAAAUGAAGGAAGUUCAAGAUUCUUUAUGGAGAAGUAAAGUGUUCUCUGCUCUAAGAUUGCUUCGUUCUGUAAUAAACCAUGAGGAAAAAGAACGCAAAAUUCUCCAGGAUAAUAUGUCUCAAUGUUUAAAGUUAUUGAACUCUCAACAAGAAUUGAUUAAUUCCUUCCGGUUUCAAGUUGCGGAAACGACAAAAGUAUGUUAUCAAUAUAAUACAACGUUAAAUCAAAGAUUAAAUGAUUUAGAAGUAACUAGCGACAACAUGGAACAGCGCACCAGCUUAAGUUUUCAACGUAUCUCGGAACAACUGAAACUUUUACACAGUGAAUUGACUAAUGAACAAAGUAAGCAUAAUAAAGUACUUGGUGAUUGGUACAUAGAAUUAAAUGAUCUAAAAGCUUUCGUAACAAAAGAGAACGUACACAUAAAUAACAUAUGGCAAGAACAACAGCAAUCAAUUCACGAUCUUAAAUUAGAAUUAGAAAUGAGGUGUAAGAAUUCGAAGGAAUUAGUGGAUCAACAAAAAUAUAUAAUUGAGAAAAUAAAAAAUUUAGAAGAAGAAAUAGAGCGGCAAUCAGAAACCUCAACUAGCCAGAAAAGUAAUAUUAAAGGGUUGAAGUUUCAAAUGAAAGAAAAUCUAAAGUAUCUGGAGGAAUUGAUUACGGAUAAUUCAAAAUUAAAUAUUCCGGAAUUCGUCGAGUGUCCAUGUAAACAGGAAUGUUUUGAACAAUAUUCAACUAAUGGUCGUCUUUUAUGGAGAAUUGACCGUUAUAAAGAAAAAAUGACCGAAGCAAAAGAAAAUGACUGCGUUCUUUAUAGUCCAAAAUUUUUAAAUAAAGAAUAUGGAUAUACUUUGAGAAUGAAGCUAUUUCUAAAUGGUAUAGGACAGUGGAAAGAUCGACAUAUUAUCGGAUGCCUACAAGUUGAAACCGGAAAAUGGGAUCCAUUGUUGGAUUGGCCUUGUGUCCUUAGAGCAACAGCUACAUUGAGAAAUCAAGAAAAUCCAGCAAACGAUAUAAAAAAAAUUGUUAAAGCUAUAGGGCAAGAUAAAUCGAAUUCUGAAGACAUGAAUAAAGAAGCUGGGAUCUAUAUGUUUAUCCCGCAUACAACUUUAACUCGAUAUUCUGGAUAUGUUAAAGACAAUGCAUUGUUUUUAGAUAUUCAAGUGAAAGAUAUAAAAACUAGUAUCUCUACGCCAUCUCUAACGUCAUAAAUAGCCGCAAUAUUAAAGCAAAUUAUUAAUAUAAAUAUUGAAGAAAAUGCGCGUAUCUAUGACUUUUACAAUGUAGUUAUCCUUAAACAACAGUAAAAGUAGAUUUUGUAUGUCUUAUAGGAAUUUAAUCAUUUGU
This is a messenger RNA of Bombus huntii, 1853 nucleotides long. RefSeq names its product TNF receptor-associated factor 5. Gene Ontology annotation, molecular function: protein binding. The record is from RefSeq and is a predicted model, not a curated record. Lineage: Eukaryota; Metazoa; Arthropoda; Insecta; Hymenoptera; Apidae. The transcript has a single exon. Bases 248 to 1717 code for a protein of 489 amino acids.